Molecule: messenger RNA, 756 nt
Organism: Diutina rugosa
Lineage: Eukaryota; Fungi; Ascomycota; Pichiomycetes; Serinales; Debaryomycetaceae
Exons: 1
Coding region: 1-756 (251 amino acids)
Source: RefSeq, a predicted model, not a curated record
AUGAUUCCUACGGGCUCCGAGGUGCCGGAGACAUGGGGGAAGUCAGCGAAGCCCCCGGCGCCAACCGCCACUGCUGCCACUGCAUAUACCAAUGAUACCCUUACUGCUGCCACGACUACUAGUCCCACUGCUGCUACUACUACUGCUACUGCCACCACUACUCCUGCUACACCCACGCGGCGGCGCCACUCGCACCUGACGCCGUGGGUGCGCCGCCAGAGCUUCUUGCUGGCGACGAUGAUGGGCGACGAGAACUACAGCGUCUACGAGCUGUGGAGCUUUUUCGCCGAGGGCAACUUCCACAUCUUGUCGCUCAAGGAGUGCCAGGGGUUCGUGUUCAACCAGGACUUGUUUGCCCUGCCCUACCAGCAGCUGCGAUCGCUUGCCACCGAGCGCAUCCGGACGCUAAGCUACGGCGGCAGCUGUGCGCCCAAGGCGCUGCCGGGGCGCCGUGGUCCUCAGGCACGCCGCCACACGCUGUACCACGAGCGCCGCCCCUGGCUCAGCGACGUCGCUGGCGACGACACCGACGCCGCCGACGAUUUCGGUAAGGACGACGACAUCGACAUGCGCGACCGCACCGGCGCCGACGACGACAGCGACGAGUUUGACGACGACAGCGACGACGACAGCGACGACGGCGGCUUCAACGACGGGCGGUUCCGCGUCGACGUCACCGAGGUGGUAGUGGGCGAAGGCGACGACGUCAUCGGCGAGCUUGCCCGGCGCCACGCGGGGGCGCUUUUACAUAGGUAG